AUGACUAUCUACUACUCGCUCACAUUCAUGCUCCUCAUCUCCGAGAUGGUGACGUUCUGCGUCAUUGUUGCACCCCUUCCACAUGCUGUCCGAAAACGAUUCUUCCGCUUCCUCUCAGAAAGUCCUCUUGUAGCAAAGUUAGCCUAUGGUGUCAAAAUAGCCUUUAUAUUCGUGGCGAUAUUAUUUGUUGAUGCUUUCCAGCGCAUGUUACGUGUGACGGCAGAAGCGGAUGUCGCGAAAGGUGGUGGUGCGGGCAUGCAGGACGUCAGGACUGAAACUAAUUUCGCAUCGCGGAAAUUCUACUCCCAACGGAAUACAUACCUCACAGGGUUCUGCUUGUUCCUCUCGCUGGUUCUUACACGUACAUUCUACAUUCUCCUGGAUCUCGUUCAUACGCAGGAGGAGUACGCAAAGCUCAAACAGGAGACAGCCAAGUCGUCGCGUGGACAAAUUGCUUCGCAAGACCAAGCUAAGCAGGUCGAGGAGCUCAAAAAGAAGCUGGCUGCAGCCGAGGAAAAGACGCGUGAUUAUGACAUCGUGAAGAAACAGGCAGAACAGAAUGCGAAGGAGUAUGACCGGCUAGCGUCUGAGCUCAAUGCUGUGAACGGGGACCUCUCCGAUAAGAGAAAGGACUAG
Molecule: messenger RNA, 636 nt
Organism: Fibroporia radiculosa
Lineage: Eukaryota; Fungi; Basidiomycota; Agaricomycetes; Polyporales; Fibroporiaceae
Exons: 6
Coding region: 1-636 (211 amino acids)
Biological process (GO): endoplasmic reticulum to Golgi vesicle-mediated transport; intracellular protein transport
Cellular component (GO): endoplasmic reticulum; endoplasmic reticulum membrane
Source: RefSeq, a predicted model, not a curated record